UCAUCCACAUCGUAUUAUUGUUGUUGAACCUCUCUGUUCUCUGAAUUGGUGGACUCUCUUUGUGUUUUUUCUCCCCGAGAAGGACUAUCGUCUCUCUCUGCGCGGCUCUCCGGAGACUUUUCGGGGAGAUCUUCUACCACGGGAAGCGUCGCAGAGAGAGAUCCAGCUGAGCAUUUUAUUUCAAGACCAUUUAAGGUGAAAAAUGGCAGUUUCUAAGGUUUCAGUAGGAGUUGUGGCUGUUGCAGCUCUAUUUCUCGCCAUUGUAUUGCCUGCAGCCCAGGCCCAGUCCUUCUCCCCGGCUCCUUCCCCAACCAGCGAUGGGACAUCGGUCGACCAAGGUAUUGCAUACGUGUUGAUGCUAGUGGCGCUGGUGCUCACUUACCUAAUCCACGCAGCUGACUUCUGCCAUUUCUAAAUUUGUGAGGCGAUUGGGAGCGUUUGUUCUGUGUAGCGAGUCUGUAAUGUAAUGCAUUGUUGGUUGGUCGUCGUUUUGUUUGUCUGCCGGUGAUGGGGAUUUAGUUUGUAUGUAGCGGAUUGACUUGGAUGGAGCUAUUUGUUGUUGGGCUGUCACUGUGGAUGUUGCUAAUGAAAUAUAUUAUGUUUGGUGGCACU
Messenger RNA from Tripterygium wilfordii, 612 nucleotides. Its product is annotated as arabinogalactan protein 41-like. The transcript is spliced from 2 exons. Lineage: Eukaryota; Viridiplantae; Streptophyta; Magnoliopsida; Celastrales; Celastraceae. The record is from RefSeq and is a predicted model, not a curated record. The coding region runs from base 203 to 415 and encodes 70 amino acids.